AAAAGUUUCUGUCUUGCUCACUGUCAAAGGCGUCCUUGAAGCAGAAAAAACUAUGGCUCAUCAACGCGUUGCAUUAUGGGCUGCCGAGCCAGAUCUUGACGAUGACAUCAACGAUACAGAUGUCGACAUCCCUAUUCCGAUGCCCUCGUCAACUAAUGAAAUGUACGAUGACCCAAAUCUUCAGCUCGACGAAGGCUCCUUGCAAGCAAUGCAACAGCACAUCGCGCAGCAAGCUGCAUUUGCACAAAUUCCGGACGUUGUAAAGCGCUUUAUCGUCCAUUUUCACCAAGCUGUCUUGGAUAAUAACCUCCAGGAGGUAACUCUCGCUUACGAGUCAGGCUGGACUCGCCUUACCGAGAAAUACUACGCAAAAACGGAGUGGCCAGAAGCAGAAACUAUUGCACCAUUGGUCAACGAUGAUCAGAUCUUCCUCAUCUUGUAUCGUGAACUGUAUUACCGACACGUGUACUCAAGACUUCAACCCAACGUCGACGACCGGUUCCACUCAUAUGAGAAUAGCUGCGAGCUCUUUAACUACCUCCUUAACUCCGACGGUCCCGUGCCUUUAUCCCUCCCUGCAAACUGGUUGUGGGACAUUAUUGACGAGUUCAUCUACCAGUUCCAAUCAUUCGCUCUUUUCCGCUCGCGUCCUGCGUCAAAAACUGAUGAUGAACUUGCCAUGCUAGGCUCAGAAGGCGGUGCCCAAGCUUGGAGUUCGUAUUCCGUGCUUAAUGUCUUGUAUUCCCUUAUCCAAAAGAGUCGCGUGAAUGAAUGGCUGAAAGCACGUGCAGAGGGGAAAAGUGAUGAGGAAAUUGAAGAAAUAGUUGGUGAAUACGGAACGAAGCCUUUGUAUCGCAUGCUUGGAUAUUUCUCCAUAAUCGGCCUUCUGCGCGUGCAUGUUCUCCUUGGUGAUUUUACGCUUGCCUUGAAGGUCAUGGAAAACGUCGGCCUCGGCCAAAAGGCUCCCUUCACCGCGCCUACGGCUGUACACGUGUCUACUGCCUAUCAUUCUGGUGUAUGUUACUUUAUGUUACGAAGAAUUCCUGAUGCAGCUCGUGUUUUCACUGGCGUUCUUACCUGGGUGAUGCGUGCGCGGCAAUAUCACACUCGCAGCUACCAAUAUGAUCAGAUUAACAAAACCGCAGAUCGGAUGUAUGCUCUGCUUGCCCUUUGCCAUGUGCUUGCGCCGACCAGGCUUGAUGACAAUGUAAUGAAUAUUGUGCGCGAGCGAUACGGUGACCAAAUUGGACGUAUGGGCCGAGGCGAGGAAGGUCUGUCGACAGUUGAAGAGUUAUUCUUGUAUGCUUGUCCCAAAUUCAUUUGUGCCAACUCCCCGCCAUAUGAUGACCCUACUGCGCUCGCUUCGAUGCUCAUCCCACCCACGCCGACCUCGACAUCCUCGCAGAGCCCUAGCGUAGUCCUUGGUGAUCCGACCCAGCGACACCUCCGGGCCACGACAUCUCAUUUCAUGUCGCUUACACCAGUCUCGAGCCUUAAGAGUCUCCUGAAGCUCUACACAAGCCUUGAUGCAAAGAAGCUUACUGGCUUCCUGGAUACAUCCGGUGCCGGUGUAGACGAAGAGGAGGUGUUGAGUUGGAUGAUGGUCAUGAAAAACGCUGGACGGUGUGUUGGACGCGUGAAUACUGGUGGUACUGCUGCGAAUGGCGAGAAGGACAAUGAUGAAGGACCAAGACCUUCUGAGAGUUUACUUAGUGGCGAGUGGAUGUCCAUAAGCGACUUGAACUUUGUGAUAGACCAGAAUAUGGUCCACAUCGCUGAGUCAACGGUUGGCCGGCGAUAUGCAGGGUGGUUCAUUCGUAAUUCGGAACAUGCAGCGCGCGUACUUGACGGUAUCAAAGCAUCACCAUUACCACCACGUACAGCUCCUCCUCAGGUUCAGAAAAAGAGUGCUGAUGUCUCAAAAGGAGAGGGCGCACCGAGGACGACUGGACAGAAGGUUGCAUGGGGUGGGGUCAAAGUUGCAUAGUGGACUAUGUUGCCUUGCUAUGUACUUGCUGUGAAUCUAAAGAUUAUCUGCACUGCCGAAGGACUGCAAGUAAGAUGGGUGUAUUAGUU
This is a messenger RNA of Suillus bovinus, 2076 nucleotides long. Its product is annotated as RNA polymerase I-associated factor PAF67-domain-containing protein. The record is from RefSeq and is a predicted model, not a curated record. Gene Ontology annotation, cellular component: eukaryotic translation initiation factor 3 complex; cytoplasm. Gene Ontology annotation, biological process: translational initiation. The coding region runs from base 53 to 1987 and encodes 644 amino acids. Lineage: Eukaryota; Fungi; Basidiomycota; Agaricomycetes; Boletales; Suillaceae. Gene Ontology annotation, molecular function: translation initiation factor activity. The transcript is spliced from 7 exons.